This is a messenger RNA of Oldenlandia corymbosa var. corymbosa, 1983 nucleotides long. The record is from the annotation of a GenBank genome assembly. Lineage: Eukaryota; Viridiplantae; Streptophyta; Magnoliopsida; Gentianales; Rubiaceae.
CGACACACUUUUUUAUUUAUAUAUAAAAAAAAAGAAUAAUAUUUGUUGGAAAUAUUCCUCCUUUUAAUGAAGACCGAAUCCAAAAAAAGAAAAAAAGGAAAUUCUAAAUUACCAUUAAAUUCUCCGUCUAUAUUAACUACCUACUGAGCACAACUCUAUCUCUCUCUUCUUUCUUCUCUCUCUACGAAGCUUCCUGGAAGCUCACCAUGGCCUCUGUACCCGAAAACCCAUUUAACCACCCUUUCUUCCUCCCUCUUUCCUCGCACAUUCUUCUUCUUCUUCACUCCUUUUCUUCUUCUUCGUCUUCUUCGUCUCUCUCAAUCUUGGCGUUCUUCUCAUUUGUUUGUUCUUUCUUCCCACCAUGAAGCUCAUCGCCAAUUACCCGAAAAAGCUUUACAAUAAGUACAAACGAUCCAAGUCACGGUCCGUUUCCAGAUCCGAUGACCCACUAAACUCCUUUAGUUCUACAGGGACCUCGUCGUCUGAUUCGUCCACUUCCUCCUCAUCUUCCGCUGUUAAAAAGCGGCUCAAGGGCGCCCAUGCUCCCGGCACUCCCACCAGCGUUCUCCCUCCGGCGAUGUCCAGCGAAAUCUCCGCCGACGAGUGGUCCGAUAUCUCCGCCGACGUUUAUUUCGAGAUUGAGCAGGCGUUCAAGAUGAUUGACCGCGACGGGGACGGGAAAAUCACUAGGGAUGAGCUGGAGGAGUUGCUGAUUAAGGUCGGAGCGGAGCCGCCGAGCAAGGAGGAGCUGAGUUUGUUGUUGAGCGAGGUGGACAGGAAUGGGGAUGGGUGCAUCAGUUUGGAGGAAUUCGGCGCCAUCAGCUCGGCUUUUGGGCCUCCGGCUUGCGAUUCGGAACUCAGAGACGCGUUUGAUUUCUUCGACACGGAUCACGAUGGCCGGAUAACGGCGGAGGAGUUGUAUAACGUCUUCGGAGUCAUCGGAGACGGGCGGUGCACGUUAGAGGAUUGCCGGCGGAUGAUUAACGGUGUAGAUAAAAAUGGGGAUGGAUUCGUCUGCUUCGAGGACUUCUCUCGCAUGAUGGAGCUGCAGAGAUGAUUGAUUCAACAAAAAAAUCAUGAUCGUUGCUUGGUCCAGAUUUCCGGGUUUUUGGGAAUGAAAUUAUCCAAAAUCUCAGUCAAAUUUUUAUCCCCUUUUUUUUCGCUUCUUUAUUAUCUAAUUUUCUUCGUCUUCAUCGAUGUAUUAAUUCGGAGAAAUAGGUGGGUGGUGCGUGUGUGCGUGUUUUUUUUCUUCUUUUUUUUUUUGUAAUUUUAGUUGGAGGAGAAUAUAUAGAUCCGAAGGUGAAGAGGAAGGCAGGAGGUAGAUUGAUCGAAUUUCAACGGCUAAGAUUGAUCUAUCUUCUUUGGCUUUAACCUUGAAGUUGCCGUAUAUAAAUUGAAGUACACUUCUUCCCAGUUUUUAUCAGUCUAAUUUUACAGCGCAAAAUCAAUACCGAACAUUAAUUUGAACGGUUGAGAUUACAUCAGCUGCUUGAUCUAUUGAGAUUCGAAAAAAUAUCUAUGCACCCAAAGUGGUUUGCCUGCCAACGGUCUUUUCAAUGAUGAUCAAUAUAAUCACCUUUCGUAUACAAAUUGCAUUAGCUAGACGAAACUUUUCUAAUUCAAUUUUGUGCAAAUAUUUAAGACAAAACAUAGGAAAAGAUAGUAGAAUUCAAUUUUUAGCUAGAAGUCUAAUCAAGAUUAUUGUUUCUUCAAAUCAUAUCACUUAUCUGUUGUUGAGUUAUAAUGUUAUAGGUGUGACAACACAUCUUCAAAACGAUGUAAUAUCUUAAAUAAGUAUUUGAAGUAAUUGAAUUGAGUGAUAAUAAAUGGAUGAAAUCAUCAAAAUUUAUAAUUUUAUCUUAUCAUUUACUCUUGCAUCUCGCCCUCCUUGCAAAUUCAUUUCUUCUUUUAUUAAUUUCAAUUUAAUCAGUGAGUAAAAUGUUUUUGUUCCUAAAAAACCUAUCUAACGUGUGAGGGCAGGAG